Molecule: messenger RNA, 1584 nt
Organism: Orycteropus afer afer
Lineage: Eukaryota; Metazoa; Chordata; Mammalia; Tubulidentata; Orycteropodidae
Gene: GRAMD1C
Product: GRAM domain containing 1C
Exons: 13
Biological process (GO): intracellular sterol transport
Cellular component (GO): endoplasmic reticulum-plasma membrane contact site; endoplasmic reticulum membrane; plasma membrane
Molecular function (GO): sterol transfer activity; sterol binding
Source: RefSeq, a predicted model, not a curated record
UUUUUCUUUACAUCUUUUGGUGCCAGGGAUAGAAGUUACCUCAAUAUCUUCAGGUUAUGGCAGAAUGCAUUAUUAGACAAGAACUUGACCAAACAGGAAUUCUGGCAGCUGGUCCACCAGAACUAUGGCACUGAGCUAGGCUUAAAUCCUGAAGAAAUGGAAAACUUGUCACUGUCAAUUGAGGAUAAUGUACAGCCAAGCAUUAAUGAAAAUAUUCCUGAGAAAGAUCUUCAUGGAAGACUUUAUAUCAACCGUGUUUUUCAUAUCAGCGCUGAGAGAAUGUUUGAAUUGCUCUUCACCAGUUCACGCUUUAUGCAGAAAUUUACCAAUUCUAGAAAUAUAUUAGAUGUAGUAUCUACUCCCUGGAAUGUAGAACCUGGAGGUGAUCAACUGAGAACCAUGACCUACACUAUAGUCCUUAAUAACCCACUUACUGGAAAAUGCACCGCUGCCACUGAAAAGCAGACAUUGUAUAAAGAAAGUCGGGAAGCACAGUUUUAUUUGGUAGAUUCAGAAGUGCUGACACAUGAUGUCCCCUACCAUGAUUACUUCUACACCUUAAACAGAUACUGUAUCACCCGAUCUUCAAAACAGAAGUGCAGGCUAAGAGUUUCCACAGAUUUGAAAUACAGAAAACAGCCAUGGGGCCUUGUCAGAUCUUUAAUUGAGAAGAAUUCCUGGAGUUCACUGGAGAAUUAUUUUAAACAGCUUGAGUCAGAUUUGUUAAUGGAAGAAUCUGUGUUAAGUCAGUCCAUUGAAGACCCUGGAAAACUUAGUGGCCUGAGAAGAAGAAGGAGAGCAUUCAACAGAACAGCAGAAAUAGUUCCUAAAAUUUCUUCUCAGCGCUCUUCUAGAGACGUGGGCUUAGAUGUCAAAAGAGAAAAGAAAAAAGGAAUGGAAAGCUAUAGUACCGCUCUAAUUGUGGUGAUGAGUAUAUUUUUGCUGUUGCUAGUUUUAUUGAAUGUGACACUGUUUUUGAAGCUGUCAAAGAUAGAAUAUGCUGCUCAGUCGUUUUACCGUCUCCACCUCCAAGAAGAGAAAUCUCUAAAUUUAGCCUCUGAUAUGAUGUCAGGAGCAGAAAAUACUUGGAAGAACAAAGAUCAGGCUCAUCGUUUAAAGGGAGUGCUCCGAGACUCCAUAGUCAUGCUUGAACAGUUGAAGAGCUCACUUGUUAUGCUUCAGAGAACCUUUGAUCUACUAAAUAAGAACAAGACGGGCAUGGCUGUCGAAAUCUCUGUACCCUCCGGGUCGUGCGCUGAUCCGGGCGAGGAAGAAAUCGGCUGUGGGCGGGCCGGGGGCGGGGCCUCGCGGCGGGCUCCGCACGUGCGGCGGGCGGGGCGGAGAUCCCGGCUCCGGGGGCGGGGCACCCGGAAGCGUUCGGACUCCACGGGGAGCGGGGCUGGGGCCACAAGGACGGCGGCGGGAGGGGGACGCGCCGCCCCGGCCGCGCUGGGCCUGUGGUCACAGGUGGGCAGGGCGCGGCCGAGCAGAGCUGGGUACUGCGACUUCAGCAGUCACGCCCGGAGCCCGCGGAACAGAGAUCGGGAGACACGUCCACGCCGCCGGAGUCCACCUUCCUCCUGA